CACAGCCCUACCCUGAUCCAACGGUGCCACCCAAUGGUCACAUUUCACCGGUGCAAGCCAAGUACGUCCUGAAGGACAGCUUUUCUGUCUUCUGCAAGACUGGCUUUGAGCUUCUCCAAGGUUCUGUGUCCCUCAACUCAUUCACUGCUGUUUGUCAGAAAGAUGGGUCCUGGGACCGUCCAAUACCAGAGUGCAGAAUUGUUGACUGUGGCCCUCCCGAUGAACUACCCAAUGGCCAUGUGAACUACAUCACAGGCCCAGAAGUGACCACCUACAAGGCCAUCAUUCAGUACAACUGUGAAGAGACUUUCUACACAAUGAGUGGAGACGGUAAAUAUGUGUGCGAGGCUGAUGGAUUUUGGACGAGCGCCAAAGGAGAAAAAUCCCUCCCAGCUUGUGAGCCUGUCUGUGGACUGUCCACACUGGCUACCGGAGGGCGCAUAUUUGGAGGGCAGCACGCAAAGCCUGGCAACUUUCCUUGGCAAGUCUUAUUACUGGGCGAAUCUGUAGCAGCAGGUGCUCUUUUACACGACAACUGGGUUCUAACAGCUGCCCAUGCUGUGUAUGGGAUAACAGAGGCAGUGUCCUCCCUGGACAUCCGCCUGGGUAUCCUCAGGCGGCUUUCACCUGACUACACCCAAGCCUGGGCCGAGGCUGUCUUUAUACAUGAAGGUUACAAUCAUGGUGCCGGUUUUGACAAUGAUAUAGCACUGAUCAAACUCAAGAACAAAGUUACAAUCAAUAGAAGAGUCAUUCCUGUUUGCCUGCCAAGAAAAGAAGCAGCAUCCUUGAUGAGAACAAAUGGCCUUGGAACUGUGGCUGGCUGGGGGUUAACCCAGAGUGGGUUUCUUGCUAGAAACCUUGCGUUUGUGGACAUCCCAAUUGUUGACCAUCAAAAAUGUACUUCUGCAUAUGAAAAGAAGCUCUACCCAGGAGGGAGAGUAACUGCUAACAUGCUCUGUGCUGGCCUAGAAACUGGUGGCAAGGACAGCUGCAGAGGUGACAGUGGAGGGGCAUUAGUGUUUCUAGACAAUGAAACACAGCGAUGGUUUGUGGGAGGAAUAGUUUCCUGGGGCUCCAUUAAUUGUGGGGAGGCAGACCAAUAUGGGGUCUACACAAAAGUCAUAAACUAUAUUCCCUGGAUUGAGAACAUAAUAAACAAUUUUUAAGUUGCAUGCCUCCAA
Molecule: messenger RNA, 1184 nt
Organism: Cricetulus griseus (Chinese hamster)
Lineage: Eukaryota; Metazoa; Chordata; Mammalia; Rodentia; Cricetidae
Source: RefSeq, a predicted model, not a curated record